Molecule: messenger RNA, 2610 nt
Organism: Eptesicus fuscus (big brown bat)
Lineage: Eukaryota; Metazoa; Chordata; Mammalia; Chiroptera; Vespertilionidae
Gene: GSPT1
Product: G1 to S phase transition 1
Exons: 15
Coding region: 259-2175 (638 amino acids)
Biological process (GO): translation
Cellular component (GO): translation release factor complex
Molecular function (GO): GTPase activity; GTP binding; translation release factor activity
Source: RefSeq, a predicted model, not a curated record
UGUCGGAGGUGGUUGGGGUUGGGUGGGAGGAGAUCCGCUCGCUUACACGAGGAGGAUUGAGCCGCCGCCGCCGCCGUCGUCGCGAGUGCGGAGUCGGGACUGGAGCCGCCGCCGCGACGCCGCCGGAGUUUGUGUCGCUAGCUCUCGGCCCUUCUGUCUCGCUGCUUCCCGGGGUCAGCGCGGUCUGCUCGUUCCCGGCCGGUCGCCCCCGCCUCCAUUUCCCGCCCUCUCUUCACCACACACACGGCCCCCCCGAUCAUGGAUCCGGGCAGUGGUGGCGGCGGCGUCGGCGGCGGCGGGAGCAGCAGCGGCAGCAGCAGCUGCGACUCGGCGCCCGACUGCUGGGACCAGGCGGACAUGGAAGCCCCCGGGCCGGGCUCAUGCGGUGGCCCUGGCGGCCCUUUGGCGGCGGCGGCGGCCGAGGCCCAGCGUGAACCCCUCAGUGCGGCCUUCAGCCGGCAACUCAACGUCAACGCCAAACCCUUCGUGCCCAAUGUCCACGCCGCCGAGUUCGUGCCGUCCUUCCUGCGGGGCCUAACCCAGCCGCCGCCACCCUCAGCCGGCGCCUCGGCCAACAACCACGGAACCGGCAGCGGCGCGGGAGGCUCUUCGGCGCCUGUGGAACCUUCUCAAGAGGAACAGUCGUUGAGUGAAGGUUCAAAUUCAGCUGUUAGCAUGGAACUUUCAGAACCUGUUGUAGAAAAUGGAGAGACAGAAAUGUCCCCAGAAGAAUCAUGGGAGCACAAAGAAGAAAUAAGUGAAGCAGAGCCAGGGGGUGGUUCCUUGGGAGAUGGAAAGCCCCCAGAAGAAAAUGCCCAAGAAAUGAUGGAGGAGGAAGAGGAAAUACCAAAACCUAAGUCUGUGGUUGCACCACCAGGUGCUCCUAAAAAAGAACAUGUAAAUGUGGUAUUCAUUGGGCAUGUAGAUGCUGGCAAGUCAACCAUUGGAGGACAAAUAAUGUAUUUGACUGGAAUGGUUGACAAAAGGACACUUGAGAAAUAUGAAAGAGAAGCUAAAGAGAAAAACAGAGAAACUUGGUACUUGUCUUGGGCCUUAGACACAAAUCAGGAAGAACGAGACAAGGGUAAAACAGUAGAAGUGGGUCGUGCCUAUUUUGAAACAGAAAAGAAGCAUUUCACAAUUCUAGAUGCCCCUGGCCACAAGAGCUUUGUCCCAAAUAUGAUUGGUGGUGCUUCUCAAGCUGAUUUGGCUGUACUGGUAAUCUCUGCCAGGAAAGGAGAGUUUGAAACUGGAUUUGAAAAAGGAGGACAGACAAGAGAACAUGCAAUGUUGGCAAAGACAGCAGGUGUAAAACAUUUAAUUGUGCUCAUUAAUAAGAUGGAUGAUCCAACAGUGAAUUGGAGCAAUGAGAGAUACGAAGAAUGUAAAGAGAAACUAGUGCCAUUUUUGAAAAAAGUUGGCUUCAAUCCCAAAAAGGAUAUUCACUUUAUGCCCUGCUCAGGACUGACUGGAGCAAAUCUUAAAGAGCAAUCGGAUUUCUGUCCUUGGUACAUUGGAUUACCAUUUAUUCCAUAUCUGGAUAAUUUGCCAAACUUCAAUAGAUCAGUUGAUGGACCAAUCAGGCUGCCAAUUGUGGAUAAAUACAAGGAUAUGGGCACUGUGGUCCUGGGAAAGCUGGAAUCAGGAUCUAUUAGUAAAGGCCAGCAGCUUGUGAUGAUGCCAAACAAGCACAACGUGGAAGUUCUUGGAAUCCUUUCAGAUGAUGUAGAAACUGAUUCUGUAGCCCCAGGUGAAAACCUCAAAAUCAGACUGAAAGGAAUUGAAGAAGAAGAGAUUCUUCCAGGAUUUAUACUUUGUGAUCCUAAUAAUCUUUGUCAUUCUGGACGCACAUUUGAUGCCCAGAUAGUGAUUAUAGAGCACAAAUCCAUCAUCUGCCCAGGUUAUAAUGCGGUGCUGCAUAUUCAUACCUGUAUUGAGGAAGUUGAAAUAACAGCCUUAAUUUGCUUGGUAGACAAAAAAUCAGGAGAAAAAAGUAAGACUCGACCCCGUUUUGUGAAACAAGAUCAAGUAUGCAUUGCUCGCUUAAGGACAGCAGGAACCAUCUGCCUUGAGACCUUUAAAGACUUCCCUCAGAUGGGUCGAUUUACUUUGAGAGAUGAGGGUAAGACCAUUGCAAUUGGAAAAGUUCUGAAACUGGUUCCAGAGAAAGACUAAGCAUUUUCUUGAUGACCCUGCACAAUACUGUGAGGAAAAUUGACUGCAAAAGCCUACUUCACACCGCCUUCUCUUAUUUUCUGCCCAUUGACAAACCUCUCCCCAUAUUUUGCAAAGACAAAAUUCACAGCAAAAGUCCACAUUAUGUCAGCUUUCUCAUAUUGAGAGCUCUGCUAUGCCACUGUUGAAUUUUUCCCAAUAUUUUUUUUCUUCCCCUCUCAAACUGCUUCCUUGGACAGAUUUGGCAAUAGCUUUGUAAGUGAUGUGGACAUAAUUGCCUACAAUAAUGAAAACCUAUAGAAAUUUUUUAAUUUUUCAUUUUCCCCUUAGGCAUACAUAGUCUUUCCGCCCCCAGGCAGAUCAUUCUGAGUGUGCGAGUGUGUGUGCACAUGUUACAAAGACAACUACCAUGUUAAUAAAAUAUUCAAUUUGAAA